Pollicipes pollicipes is the source of this 1423-nucleotide messenger RNA. Its product is annotated as DNA/RNA-binding protein KIN17. The transcript is spliced from 7 exons. Bases 171 to 1340 code for a protein of 389 amino acids. Gene Ontology annotation, molecular function: double-stranded DNA binding. Gene Ontology annotation, cellular component: nucleus. NCBI's taxonomy places the organism in Eukaryota, Metazoa, Arthropoda, Thecostraca, Pollicipedomorpha, Pollicipedidae. Gene Ontology annotation, biological process: DNA damage response; DNA replication. The record is from RefSeq and is a predicted model, not a curated record.
GCACCACGAAACAAACUAUAACGUGCUGCUGCCCGUGGGGCCUGUCUCAGUUUGGGAUUGGAUAAUCCCAGGGCCCUAGACGUGGAAUAUUCUGGAUUUUGCAGUUUGGACGUGCAUUUCACCACUGGUGUUACGUUUGAGUGUGCACGUAGGCUAUCUAGUGACAAACUAUGGGGAAGGCUGAAAAGGGCACUCCGAAAUGGAUUGCGAACAAGGCUAAAGCAAAAGGACUUCAAAAACUUAGAUGGUAUUGUCAGAUGUGCCAAAAACAGUGCAGGGAUGAGAAUGGCUUCAAGUGUCAUACCAGCUCCGAAUCACACCAGAGGCAGCUUCUGCUGUUUGCGGAGAAUCCUGAUCAAUAUUUGGAUUCAUUCUCUCAGGAGUUCGAGGAGGGCUACCUGGAGCUGCUGCGGCGCCGGUUCGGCACCAAGCGCGUGCACGCGAACAACGUGUACCAGGAGUACAUCGCGCACAAGGAGCACCUGCACAUGAACGCCACCCAGUGGGAGACGCUGACCGACUUUGUCAAGUACCUGGGCCGCGACGGCAAGUGUACCGUCGACGAGACCGAGAAGGGAUGGUUCGUCACGUACAUCGACAGGGAUCCGGAGACGCUGGCUCGACAAGAGGCGCUGCUCAAGAAGGAGAAGAUGGACAAGGAUGACCAGGAGCGCAUGAUGGAGUUCAUUGAACGCCAGGUGGAGAAAGCCCGCGAGCAGGGUGGCGAGGCGGCCACCGCCGAGUACACCGAGCUGCAGCGGCCCGACGACGAGCGGCCCAUACGGCUGGGCCUGGCGCUGCCGGCGGCGCGCAAGGCUGAGCUGCGGCCGCCGCGGCCCGGCGCCAACCUACUGGCGCGCGAGGGGCCGACGCGGCCGAGCGCCUCCGCCGCCGCCUCCGCCUCCGGCAAGAGGAAGAUGAGCGCGCUCGACGAGAUCAAGGCGUUCGAGGAGCAGAAGAAGGAGAAGAUGAACAGGAAGGACUACUGGCUGACAGAAGGCGUCGUGGUGAAGGUGGUGACCAAGGACCUGGGCGACAAGUUCUACAAGCAGAAGGGCCACAUCACCGAGGUGCAGGACCGCUACCGGGCCGUGCUGCGCCUGCUGGACGGCGGCCACAAGCUGAAGCUGGACCAGGCGCACCUGGAGACAGUCGUGCCGGCCGUGGGACGGAAGGUGAAGAUCGUGAACGGCGCGUACCGGGGCGCCACGGCCACGCUGGACGCUAUACAGGAGAAGAAGUUCUGCGCGUCGCUGACGAUAGCCGAGGGGCCGCUCAAGGGCCGUCGGCUCAGCCAGGUGGCGUACGAGGAUUUCAGCAAGCUGCACGUGGCCUCGUGACGCGUCGGCCGCGUGUCGCCGGGCCGCUGGCGGCUGACUGUGAUACGGGCCGCGGGUGCCAACCCGCGACCUGAUUGGGCCAC